Molecule: messenger RNA, 246 nt
Organism: Emiliania huxleyi CCMP1516
Lineage: Eukaryota; Haptophyta; Isochrysidales; Noelaerhabdaceae
Exons: 1
Biological process (GO): regulation of microtubule polymerization or depolymerization; protein localization to microtubule plus-end; spindle assembly
Cellular component (GO): cytoplasmic microtubule; microtubule organizing center; microtubule plus-end
Molecular function (GO): microtubule plus-end binding
Source: RefSeq, a predicted model, not a curated record
UCGCAGGUCGAGGACCUCGCCAGCGGCGUCGUCUACUGCCAGAUCCUCAACACCGUCCACCCAGGGUCGGUGCAGAUGUCCAAGGUCAAGAUGGCUGCAAAGACAGAGGUGGACUACCUCCACAACUUCAAGUGCCUCCAGGCAGGAUUCAACCGGAAGAAGAUCAGCCAGCGCAUCGAGGUGGAGAAGCUGACCAAGCGCUCCUUCCAGUUCAACAUGGAGUUUGUGCAAUUCAUGAAGUGCUAC